UCACAUUUCAUCUUUUUUUCCUCCUCCUUCCAUUUCUCUCUCUCUACAUUCCUCCCUCUUUCUCUCUCUCUAUACAUUUCUCUCCCCCCAUACAUGAUGGUGAAAAUUCAUCCGAGAGAGAACAAAUACACUCAAUAAUUACAAAUUCCAUAUUCAAAAACUCUCUCUCUCAGAUCUAGGGCAUCAUUUUGCCCUAGAACAUCCACAUUUUCACCCGCCAUUAAAGAGAGAGCGAUAGACACAGAUAUAGGAGAAGAAGAGAUAUACAUGUAUAUAUCUCAUAAAAUUUUAAAAUUAAAAACAAACAUAGAAUUUUUUUUAUAUAUAUAUAAAUAUAUAUAGAUAUAUAUUGUGUGUGUCGAGGAAAAAAAUGAUGGAGGUUGAUUUGUUUGAUGCGUUUUUAUUCAAUGCUAGUAGAGCAUUGUGUAGUCCUCUUGCAGUAUUUAUUCAGAUCCAGGAAAAGGGAAGAAACGAUAGUUGAGGUGUGUUUUUUGACAAAUAAUUGGUGAUAGUUUAGAUAGUAAACUUGCAUAAACUCAUCAAACCGGGGCACUUGAGGGAUGUAUAAUUGUCUUAAUACUGGGUCUUGGAUGGGCUUUGGCUGCUUAUGUAAGGGGCAGGGAGAUUCGACGCAUGAAGAGUAGUAUGAAAAGUGGAAAUAACUUUGCAUUCCUUACAUUGGACAUUAAUGAUCUUGAGCAUUCAAAUCAGGUCAAUUUGCCUCGAGUCACAGUUGUAAUGCCUUUGAAAGGGUUUGGCGAGCACAAUCUACACAAUUGGAGAAGCCAGAUCACGUCUCUUUAUGGUGGUCCUUUGGAGUUCCUCUUUGUGGUUGAAAGUACCGUUGAUCCUGCUUAUCAUGCUGUGAAGAGAUUAUUAGCGGAUUUUAAGGAUGCUGUUGAUGCUAAGGUUGUUGUAGCUGGUCUGUCAACAACUUGUAGUCAGAAGAUUCACAAUCAAUUGGUUGGGGUUAAGAAAAUGCACAAAGACACCAAGUAUGUCUUAUUCCUUGACGACGAUGUUAGGUUGCACCCCGGGUCAAUUGGAGCACUUACUACUGAAAUGGAGAAGAAUCCAGAUAUCUUUAUUCAAACGGGAUAUCCUCUUGAUUUACCAUCUGGAACUUUGGGAAGUUACUGCAUUUAUGCAUAUCACAUGCCAUGUUCUAUGGGAUUUGCUACUGGUGGACAAACAUUCUUCCUCUGGGGAGGAUGCAUGAUGAUGCAUGCAGACGAUUUUAGAACCGACCGCCAUUGUGUAGUGUCUGGGCUUCGAGAUGGGGGCUACUCAGAUGACAUGACUCUAGCAGCUAUAGCUGGGGCACACAAGCGGCUCAUUACAUCGCCACCAGUUGCAGUGUUUCCACAUCCUCUUGCAACCGAUCUUACGUUCCCUAGAUAUUGGAAUUAUUUGAGGAAGCAGACAUUCGUACUGGAAUCAUAUACGACAAAGGUUAACUGGAUCAUGAAUCGGGCUUUAUUUACAUCCCACUGCUAUCUGUCUUGGGGUUUUGUAUCUCCAUACAUCAUGGCGGGGAUUCAUUUGGCAGCUGCACUGAGAUGUUAUCUUAAAGAAUACUCUCUCGAGGAUACAGUCAUGACAUGUAGUGGUGGGUUGUUGCUUUCUGGAUGCCUUGCCAUAUGCACAGUGAUUGAACUCCUUUCCAUGUGGAACUUGACGAGAAUUGAAGUUCACUUGUGCAAUAUGUUGUCUCCCGAGGCACCUCAACUAUCACUUGCUUCAUAUAAUUGGUGUCUUGUAUUCAUUGCAAUGCUGGUUGACAAUUUCUUAUACCCGCUAUCUGCAAUGCGUUCUCAUCUUUCUCAGUCAAUCAAUUGGUCUGGCAUCCGAUAUCAUUUGAAGGAUGGAAAAAUAUGCAAGAUUGACAGACACAAGCAUUUGGUUCCUAAAAUUACAGAUUUGGCAGGAAAAGAUUUGCUUGGAAAACAAGGUUCGAUACCUAAGGUUGCGAUUAUUAGUUCUUUGUCCAGAACUCUAGCGCAGUGGCGACAACCAAAGAAAUACGACGUUUAGAUAAGAGAUCCAAUCAGUGGUAAAUUAUGUGAUUCUUUUGCUCCCUUGGUGGUAGUGACCGAGGAUUUGCAUGUUCAAUUCUUUUUCGUGGAUUAUUUAUCCCUUCGAUCUAAGGGGCACAUCAUCGGUAUAGGUUGGUAAGUGUAAGGGUUAUUGUUUCUCGCGAUUUGAUUCAUCCACUUCAUUCUUCUCACUCAGGUCUACCAUCCCUUGGGCUGGUUUUUGUAAUUGUAAAAUGUUAUUGUGUAAUUUGAUGUCCAUUUUCAAAGUUAGCUUAAGGUGUAUUUUGUGAGUUGGCUGACCAAUAGUUAACAAGUGUAAGGUUAUGUUGUUGUUUCUGGGUAUUAAAUUCAUCAAUUAAUUCUUCUCA
Molecule: messenger RNA, 2404 nt
Organism: Capsicum annuum
Lineage: Eukaryota; Viridiplantae; Streptophyta; Magnoliopsida; Solanales; Solanaceae
Exons: 15
Coding region: 634-2034 (466 amino acids)
Biological process (GO): glucosylceramide biosynthetic process
Cellular component (GO): membrane
Molecular function (GO): ceramide glucosyltransferase activity
Source: RefSeq, a predicted model, not a curated record